Messenger RNA from Rotaria sp. Silwood2, 1083 nucleotides. The record is from the annotation of a GenBank genome assembly. Lineage: Eukaryota; Metazoa; Rotifera; Eurotatoria; Philodinida; Philodinidae.
AUGAAUAACCAAACGAGUAAUAUUUCAUUUUCAUUACAUGGUAAAUGUUUUAUCAGUCAAACUCAACGUAGUAUAACUAUGCCUGUUUUAAUAAUAUUCGAGCUGCCAUCAUUGAUCUGUUUUCUCAUAAUCUUUUAUUACUUUCUUCAAUUACGUAAAUCAAUGCUUUUUGAUCGUAUCAAUCAUCAUGUUAUUUUAUUGAUAUUGAUCAGUGAUUUUUUGUUAAUUGCGACUGAAUUACCAAUUUCAUUGUAUUAUCUUGCAAUGGGAUAUAUCCAAACAGCAAAGAUAUGUACAUUUUGGAUCUAUUGGGAUUAUACACUUGAAACCACAUCUCUAUUCUUAACCAUGUAUGCAUCUAUUGAACGUUAUCUAUUGGUAUUUCAUAAAAGCAAUUUUUUAAAACGAAAAGUAUUAUUUCAUUUUAUUCCAAUGGUAACUGUUGCUCUUUACAUUCCUGUUCUGUAUAUGUAUCUGAUUGUUCUUGCUCCAUGCGUCAAGAAUCAUCAAUACGAUUUAACUGCAUUUGGUUGUGGUGGCCCGUGUUUUUUUGCCCAGACUUUAGUUAAUAUCUAUGACACCAUUAUUGACACAAUGUUACCCUGUUUUAUUAUAAUAACUUUUAAUCUUUUAAUGAUUGUUCGUUCUAGCGUUUUAAAACGAAGAGCAUUAACAUCAUUAUCAAUCUCCAAUACAUUGAGACGAAAUCGCCGAAUGAUUACACAACUAUUAGCUAUCAGUUUGAUGUGCUUAAUAGCAUGGAUACCUUGGGUUGUUAUAAUCAUUGGGCAAAACUUUUUUGAUUCAUCUUUUGGUGACUGGUUUAUUACUCAUAUUGUUCAUUAUUUACCAUAUUUAACAGCUUCCAUAUCACCAUUUUUAGCCUUAAUCGGUUUGCCAUCGAUCAGACAACGACUGAGAGUAUUAAAGAGGCAAAUGAUAACUGCUAAAAAUACCACUGCUUCAAUCUCAGAAAAUAAAACGGCAACAACAGUAGAAAACCGAAAUGAACCAAUCGUGACUAACUUUAAAUUAAAAAACAUUUCACUUGAUAGCAGUGAUGUUCAAACCACCCGUUUUUAG